AUGGUGCUCAAAUUAAAAUGUUUUUAUUAUACGUUAACAGCUUUGUUAUUAAUAGCUGUAGUACCGGCCCAGUCUGCGAGCGACUUUUUGGAUGAAGUUAGAGGCGUUCGAGUGAGACGUCAAGCCGGGUAUGUGUAUGAAAAGCCGAGUGUUUCAUUUGACCUGCCUUCGCAGAGCACACCUGCACCUACUCAAGCACCAAAUGUUGACAGGACGCUGACGCAGCAAAUGUAUUACGCAUACCCCGUGCCAGCAGCAGGUGAGACCGCCAACGGAGGCGGCACAGCGGGGAAUGCCGCCGCGGCUGCUUCAGCAGCGGGCUCAGCUGCGAGCGGCGGAUACAACUAUAAGUCAUCCACAUCGACUAAUUUCGGUUAUAACUACGGCUCUCCCCCUUCUGGAAAUAGCGGUUAUCAGGUUGCGAAUGCAGGAUCACAAGCCUCUGGUUCUGGGGCUGCUAAUAAAGGCACUUCACAAGGCGGCUAUAGUUCUACUAGCACUGGAACCUCACAAGGGGGUUACAGCGCUUCUAAUACUGGAACUUCACAAGGUGGUUACGGUUACAGCGCGCCCUCACCAACUCCUGUCCCAAAUAUACAAGGGUCAGUUGAAGUGUCUACUAACGCUCCUAGAUAUUUACCACCUACAGCUGGUAGUGGUAGCGGUGGAAUUGCAAACGAUGGCGGUGUUUCUGUCAAUUCUGGUUCCAGGCAAGUCUCAAGUACAGGCAGUGUACCUGCAAACCCAGUAGGCAAACCAUCAGAUUCUUACUUGCCACCGAAAGUGGCAACUAAUACAAUUUCAUCUGGUCAAACCGUGACUUCAACAUCAACCAGCAGUCAGACUAACAGCAACAGUGGUACAGUGUCAGUCCCUAAUGACGAUUACUUACCGCCAGUAAUUUCCACUUCACCAGCACCGGCCCCGGUUCCCGUGGUACCAAAUUCAAAUUACAUUCCUCCUUCAAAACCUGCAACUUCAUAUCUCCCACCAUCAUUCUUUUGA
Messenger RNA from Trichoplusia ni (cabbage looper), 1005 nucleotides. RefSeq lists its product as uncharacterized. The transcript has a single exon. The record is from RefSeq and is a predicted model, not a curated record. Lineage: Eukaryota; Metazoa; Arthropoda; Insecta; Lepidoptera; Noctuidae. Bases 1 to 1005 code for a protein of 334 amino acids.